UUGGACUUUCUGACUGUCCUUCAGCUGAACUGUGAGAUACAACAUAACAUGCAGCCUGCUGGAAAAGCUCUGAAGGAAGCUCUGCUGUGUGCUCAGAGCGAGGAGAGACUCACUGUUGGAGUCUAUGAGAGUGCCAAAAUUAUGACUGAAGACCCGGACAGCGUGUCUUUCUGUGUCCUGGCCAUGGAUGAGGAGUUCGAGUGUGACAUCGCCCUCCAGAUCCACUUUACCCUCAUCCAGUCCUUCUGCUUCGACAACGACAUCAGCAUAGUCAGAGUGAGCGACGUGCAGCGCCUGGUUGAGAUUGUUGGAGGCAAGGCGGAGCAGUUUGAAGAUGCGCACUGCGUCCUCAUCACGAACCCAUCUGACGGGUCUUGGGAGGACCCUGCUCUGGAGAAGCUGCACCUGUUCUGUGAGGAGAGCCGGCGUCUGAACGACUGGGUUCCCGAGAUCAGCCUCCCCGAGCGCUGAUCUGGGACCUGGCUGCUCACUUGCUCAGAUGCUGCAAAGCUUCUUGUCUGGAAAUACUCAUCCUGAUGGACAGGAUGACCCUGUUUCUGCUCAUCCCUGGAUACUCCUGAGGAGGCUUCCCGUCCAGGCAGCACGGCGCCGGCCCGAGGGGCCCCCGUGAACCGUCGCCUCUUGUCCCGUCCAUGCCAAGAUGACUCUCAUUCUUUAUGUGAAUGAGGUCGGGCAUGCCACAAGAGCGACACAUCGACCCUCAUUCUUUGUGCGGAUGAGGUUUGGAGAGGAAGGAGAAGCGAGUUCUGCGUCCUGUGGCCCCACAGAGCAAAUGUCGCACGUUGAAGCACGCGCAGCAGGAGAAGAAGCGGUGCUGAGAGAGAGGCCUUCUUAAAAAGGGACUUUUUAAUGACGUCCUCUCUGCUGAGCAACAUCACAUCAGUUGCAGUCAGCGGAAAUGUUUCCCACUUUCCAGAAUUGUCUUAAUUCUCUAAAGGUUUCACUUUAGAAAUUUAACAAUGACAAAAUAUUCUUUAAAAAUAUUUAGAAAAAAAAAUUAAAAAGGUUGAAAUGAAGAAAAAAUAUUGAUCUGACUUUAUAUCUU
Messenger RNA from Archocentrus centrarchus (flier cichlid), 1066 nucleotides. Its product is annotated as growth arrest and DNA damage-inducible protein GADD45 gamma-like. Gene Ontology annotation, biological process: regulation of cell cycle. Lineage: Eukaryota; Metazoa; Chordata; Actinopteri; Cichliformes; Cichlidae. The coding region runs from base 49 to 471 and encodes 140 amino acids. The record is from RefSeq and is a predicted model, not a curated record. The transcript is spliced from 3 exons. Gene Ontology annotation, cellular component: cytoplasm; nucleus.